GAGAAAAGGGCAACAGAUGUCCUUCCGUAUGACGCAUGACUCGUUUGGCCCUUGGCGAGAUAGUACAGUUUGCGUCUCACUACCCUACGGAAGUAUUGUACGUCACGGAAACGAAGCUAACCCUGUCGUUAGAAGGAACGUUCGUUGAAAACCGGUUUCGGAGGGGAAUAGCUUUGAGAUGUUUGAUUCGAAGAUCCCUAAGAAAAUAUGAACGAUUUAAUCGACUUAAUUUAAAACAAGAAAAACAUGUGUGAAAUAGUAAAAGGUCAACGCAGAGCGUUUCGCGACCAAGACCCUCCACGGAUAUGCAAUAAAAGCAACGAAAAUUUGAAAAGCGAGCUGGAAUUUUGUGAAUCGACUGCAACUUCGCCGACGAUUCUUCAACGAGCAUCCAGCUUCGAAAGGUGCUUCAACGAGUCUAAGCAUCUUGAGAAGGGCAAACAGAAUCAGAAAAAAGAGAAAGUAAACUCGAUCAAACAGGAAAGUACUUGGUCCGAUUCCAUUAAAGACUCGAAAGACAGUGCCAAGGUAUCGAACGAAUUGCCAACUGCUUCAAAUCAGACGAACUCGGAGAAUUUGAUCAAGGAGCUUUCUGACAAAGUGCCUUCCAACAGCCAUCACGACGAUGAGGUGAUUGAUAACGGACUGAGCAACGAUACGGACAGCUGCGACGAUUUAACAAACGGACAAAAAAUGGCACCGGUAUUGGGUGUACCACCUCCUCCUCCACCUGCUCCUCACAUGGGACCAGAUGGCUUAAUCUUACCGAGAAAACCGUACAACCCUUACCUAACCUCCAGCAACCAUAAGGACCUCCGCAGGGAAUUAUUAUUCAAUCAGAAAGUCGGCAAAAACGUGCUGAAUCAGAAGAGCGAGCUGCAGCGAGCACUCGAGAAGCAGAGGGAAGCUGCCUCUAGGAGAGAGGCUGAAAGGAAUCGGGAAGAGAAUUACAAAGACGAUCCAAGAACCGCCUUACAAAGGGCCAUCGAGCAAAGAGCGAAGCACAUCGAGAUGGCACUGGAGCAGUCGCAACCGACGACGGAACCACCGAGCAACCUUUUGGUAACAGCGAGAGCGAAGUUGAGACCGCGCACAGAUUCACAAUGAAGUUACGUCAAAGGAGACAAGAAAAGAAAAGAAACGAAAGAGAGGCAGAAAGAAAGGUCGAACGUAAAACGUGACACGUACGCUGUCGCCCGAGUGAGCAACGAUCAAAUUGCGUUGUAACGCGGACUUUUGUCACAUUUUGUAAUUUGACCAUGUACAUAUUAUAUGUUUAAUCCGAUAAGAAUUCGUUAACGGCAAAAUAAGAUUGUACGAGUCUUCGUUGAAGAUAAAGUAUUGUAACGAGGCAUGUUAGAUAACGCAGAACCGAAAAACAGUGGAAAAUAGGUCGUGUCUGUGUAUCGAUACAUUUAUUCAUUUAAAGAAUAUUCAUUUGUGCGUUUUUCGUGCUAAAAGUAGAUAAUUGCCUCGCUCUUCCAAAGUUCUCAGAGAGCGCGGAUGCGCGCACUAGCCGAUUCAUUUCGUCUUCUAAGCGACGUUAGUCUAGUUAGAUAGUACAUACAACCGUAACCAUUGUUUUCCAUAUCUGUGAAAAACACGUGAAUCGAAACGAUGUGUAUGUAUCCGCGCGCAUAGCCGAGUCAGGUCUUUUCAAACGAUAAGUCUGCAGAUCGCUGACUCAAACGUCGUUGUAAAACCGAUACUUGGUUUAUUAGUGGCGUAUAUAGCACUCGUUCAACGUGUAACUUGCUUACGCGUGUCAGCGACGCGGUAUGAUGCGUUGUGUCCUCGUUACUUCGCCUAGUUAUCCGAGACACAAGGUGUCGAGGUUUGCAACAGAUUGGCCUUUAUAGAGCGCCUUGACGAGAAAAUAGUUUACUUGGUCGUUCGAUACUUUGUUACGUGCUCGAGAUUUUUCAGAGCCUUCACAUCUAAGGACUAAUACCGUUAGAGUAAUUAAGAGACCAGUCAUGAGUAGCAUAGAGAAUUUUAAAACGAAUACAUAUGUGCAAGAUGUAUGUGUGCGACGUUAGUUUAUUAUCGUGCCUGAAUUUAUACCAAGACUAGACCUGAAUACGAAGUACAGAGAUAGUGUUUUGCCACAAUAGAAUUGGAAUAGUAGAAUCGAUACCUUGGGACCAUCGUUCACUCGUAAUCAACUACUAGCAGUUAAACGAAAGAAACAUUCAGUAGGUUGAUAUAGCAGCAUUUAUUAAACUCCACUGUUUAUAAUUCAUAAAAUGAAUAAAAUAUAUAUUGUUGCAAUCAAGGUAUUAUAGGAACGUGAUAGUACAUUCGAAUUUAACAAGUUUUCUAUUGAUAACAGUGCAUCACCAUACGUCUUCUUCUACUGUUUCAGAAAUAGAAUAAAGAUAAUCGUAAUAUUUGGAAAUAAUCGUAAUAAAAAAUUCUACGAAACACUAAAGAAUUAAUUAAAGAGUUAAUAAGUUGACGUGUAAAUGUAAACAGAAAUUGUAAUGUUAUCGCGUUGACUGCAUUAAACUUCGAUUUGUGCAAACUAAUCGUAAUAUUUAAAAAUAUUAUCAUAUUGGAGCAAUUAAAAUAUUAAAUAUA
Molecule: messenger RNA, 2580 nt
Organism: Bombus impatiens (common eastern bumble bee)
Lineage: Eukaryota; Metazoa; Arthropoda; Insecta; Hymenoptera; Apidae
Exons: 6
Coding region: 247-1107 (286 amino acids)
Source: RefSeq, a predicted model, not a curated record